Pyricularia pennisetigena is the source of this 1467-nucleotide messenger RNA. RefSeq lists its product as uncharacterized. Bases 1 to 1467 code for a protein of 488 amino acids. Gene Ontology annotation, molecular function: zinc ion binding; DNA-binding transcription factor activity, RNA polymerase II-specific. Gene Ontology annotation, biological process: regulation of DNA-templated transcription. The transcript is spliced from 3 exons. NCBI's taxonomy places the organism in Eukaryota, Fungi, Ascomycota, Sordariomycetes, Magnaporthales, Pyriculariaceae. The record is from RefSeq and is a predicted model, not a curated record.
AUGACAGCUGUGAUGUCACAGCCUAGUGGCAGCUCAGAGGCCAACGCGCCGCAACCUUUCAAGUCAAAAUGGGCGUCGCGAUAUAGAGGGGCCGUAGUCUCUGACCUGGACCCGCCAGCCGCCCUUUCCCUGAACCCCUCGGACCCGAUCGGGCUCGCGCUGCAGGAAGCUUUUGAGCGCGAGUACACGCACCUGACCAUCGUCGACAGCAACACACGCGCGCUACUCGGCUACAUCUCCAUACCGCACCUACAGCAGCUGAUCGAAUCGGGCCGCGCCAAGCCUGAGGACGAGAUCCGGACUGCCAUGACGUCCUUCCAGCGCAAGGGGAGGAAGUACACGGCCAUCACGCCAGACACACCGCUCGAGGAGCUCGAGGCCUUCUUCGAGGGCGCGCACCACGGCGGUCAGAAGCAGGACUUUGCCGUUGUCACAGACGACCGGAGGAGGUUCGUGCUGGGAGUGGCUACUGCCGGGGAUUUGGAGGAGUUUGUCAAGAGGAGGCCAGAAAAAAGGCAUCGCAAAUGUGACGAGACGCGGCCCGGAUGUCACCAAUGCUCCGUGUCUGGGUGGAAAUGCGACUACCUGGAUGAUGUUAGCGCUCCGGCAAACGUGGGCCGACAGGCUCCGAGCCAGUCAGCGAGUGACGGGCGUAUUAUCGCAGCGGCCCAGUUUAAUCACCGCACUCCAUCCGGGAAGCUGCCGCUCGGGCCUGGUUUCUUGGACGACCUUGUCCGGCCGCCGCCCAGCUUCUUGUCCCAGCUCAGCAGCGCCGAGAGCUCGGGACUUGCGCACUUCAAGUUCAACAUGCAGAUGGUGCACCUGGCCAACAACGUGCCCGCGUUCGAGAAGACGCUGAUCCGCAGCAUAUACACGGAGCCCGCCAUCCGCCACGUCGGCAUCGCCUCUUCGGUGGCCUUCAAUCAUGACCACUGGAACGGGACCUCGCCCAUAACCCCUGAGGUUCUCAGGAAGAUCCUCCUGGGCUGCAACAUGGCGAUCCGGGAGCUUGGCAGGCCUGGAGAUGGCUCGGCGUCGUCUGCGUCCUCGCGCCCCCCUGAGCUUCCGCUACUCGUCGGCACGGUCCUCGCCGCCUGUUCCUGGCACCUCGGCGACUGCGACCAGCUGACCGGCCACCUGCGCGGGAUGCUCCGGAUUCUGCUGGAGAAGCGCGGUGCGAUGCUGGUGACGUCGGAGGACGUCGAGGCCGCCAAAGAAAUCCCGCCCUACGAGAUGAGCCGGCAGGCGACGCUGGGGGCGGCGUACAUGGCAUGGAUUCGGGUGCUGGAUAAGUUUCUGGCGUGGAAGCCGGAGGAGCCGGCGGAUGAGCUGGACGAGGCUAUGCUCCAGCUAAAUUCGCUACUCGACCGGUCCAGGGAGCUCGACAUGACCGAGGCUGGCUACAAGGUCGUUUCGACGCACACUCAUCGGUCUACUUUUACCUGGGAUGUUGAUCGGCGUCACUAA